Melitaea cinxia (Glanville fritillary) is the source of this 1243-nucleotide messenger RNA. RefSeq names its product queuine tRNA-ribosyltransferase catalytic subunit (gene Tgt). Gene Ontology annotation, molecular function: tRNA-guanosine(34) queuine transglycosylase activity. Gene Ontology annotation, cellular component: cytosol. The transcript is spliced from 6 exons. Bases 1 to 1215 code for a protein of 404 amino acids. NCBI's taxonomy places the organism in Eukaryota, Metazoa, Arthropoda, Insecta, Lepidoptera, Nymphalidae. The record is from RefSeq and is a predicted model, not a curated record.
AUGAUGAGUACUUCAAAGGCAUUAUCGUUUCAAAUACAGUCGGAAUGUUCGACUACACGAGCUCGUGUAGGACUUAUGAAACUACCACACUACACAGUUAAUACUCCAGUAUUUAUGCCGGUAGGAACACAGGGAACCAUGAAAGGACUCUUACCUGAUCAGCUUGAAAAUUUAAAUUGUGAAAUCAUACUAGGAAAUACCUACCAUUUAGGAAACAGACCAGGGGUUAAUGUGUUAAAAAAAGCCGGUGGGCUUCAUAAAUUUAUGAAUUGGAAUAGAGCUCUUCUCACUGAUUCUGGAGGAUUUCAAAUGGUUUCAUUACUGAAAUUAGCAGAGAUUACUGAAGAAGGUGUAAAAUUCAAAUCACCAUAUGACAAUUCAGAAAUUAUGUUGACACCUGAAAAAUCUAUUGAAAUUCAAAAUUAUAUAGGAGCUGACAUCAUAAUGCAGCUUGAUGAUGUUGUACAAACAACUUAUCAAGAUUAUGAUCGGAUCAAAGAAGCCACAGAAAGAACCAGCAGGUGGUUAGACCGGUGUAUAAAAGCUCAUAAAAGACCAGAUGAUCAAAACAUAUUUCCCAUAGUACAAGGUUUACUAAACCCUGAAUUGAGAAAACAAAGCGCUCUAGAGCAUAUGACUAAAGAUGUUAAUGGAUUUGCAAUAGGAGGGCUUAGUGGAGGUGAAGCAAAAGAUGAUUUCUGGCCAAUGGUCAGUCUUGGAACAGAAAUAUUAGACAAAAAGAGGCCACGAUAUUUAAUGGGUGUUGGUCUAGCAAUCGACCUAGUAGUUUGUGUUGCAUUAGGUGUUGAUAUGUUUGAUUGUGUAUUUCCAACUCGUACAGCUAGAUUUGGAUGUGCACUUGUUAAUAAAGGACAAUUAAAUUUAAAACAAAAGCAAUACCAAACUGAUCUUAAUCCCAUUGAUAAAGAUUGUGAAUGUGCUACAUGUAAAAACUACACCAGAGCAUAUUUGCACUGCAUUGUAUCAGUUGAAACUGUAGCUUGCCAUUUAAUCUCUGUGCAUAAUAUUGCUUUCCAGAUGCGUCUGAUGAGAACAAUGAGAGAAAACAUUACCAAUGGGACCUUUCCAAAAUUUGUCAAAGGUUUUGUUGAUGAAGUAUACCCUGAUAAAAAUUAUCCCUCUUGGGUUGUAAACUCUCUUCAAUCUGUGGGAAUAAAUAUAAUUGAAGCAUAUUUUUUAUUUUUCUUUAACUAAAUACCAUUUUAAAAUUUUUGUGAAAUAA